Molecule: messenger RNA, 2553 nt
Organism: Lodderomyces jiufengensis
Lineage: Eukaryota; Fungi; Ascomycota; Pichiomycetes; Serinales; Debaryomycetaceae
Exons: 1
Coding region: 1-2553 (850 amino acids)
Source: RefSeq, a predicted model, not a curated record
AUGUCGGAAAAGAAAAGAUUUGGAUCAAGAAUUUCCUCCAUAUUUGGUCAAAGUUCACCGAGUGACAAAAAAUCGUCAACAUCAACAAAUACUACCCUUAAUGUUCCAUCAUCAAACUCAUCAAAUAUACCAAAAUCAAGAGGUCUAUCACCAUUACCUUCACCAAACCCAAAACCAUUGAAUAAACCACCAUUACAAAAUUAUUCAAGCGCAAGCACUGUAAACUCUUCAUCGCAUUAUAGUUCAGGUAAAUCAAUAAAUUCAAAAUCCUCAAAUAGUACAUUAAGAGCAACUAAUAAUAACAAUAGUAAUAUACCCGUAAUUCCAAUUCAAACACCUCAUAAUGAGUAUCAUGAACAAAUGAACCAUGCACCAGUAACGAGUCAUCAUCAACCACCACCAACACAACCUCUGUAUCAACCAUAUAAUCCUCAUACACAAUAUAGUCAAACACAACCAACUAAUAACAUACCAAACAUUUCCAUUCAAACAUCACCAGCUAGUGAAAACUACAAGUCAAAUCCAUCCCCCAAUUUAUCAUCCCCCUCAUAUUCAAGAAGCAUACGUCUGCCAAGUCCGACCCCAUCACCAGUUUCAAAUAAACUACGAAGAAAACCACCAAGUGAUCUAGAUAGUUUUGAUUUUGGUGGGAAUUUAAAAUCAACCAAUACUUCACAAUUACAAAGUCCACAAUCUUCAAGUAGAUCUGGCAUAGUACAAAAUCAAGAAAAUCAAGAUCAAGAUCAAGAUCUACAUUCAGAACCGGAAUUGCAUUCAGAUACAGGAGUUACGGGAGAUAUUAUAGCAGAUUUGGAAUCUGAAAUUGAUAAUUUUUUACAAUUUGAAGAUUCAAAUUCAAAUUCAAAUUCAAAUGAUGCAGAGAGUAGAUAUUCAUCAAAAAGAAACACAAAGUUUUAUGAAGAAACAGAUGCAAUACAAAAUGAAUUUAUUAACGAUUUAAAUUUAAAUAAAAGGAACCUGAUAAGAUUAGAUGAUCCUGUUACGGAUUUCGAUUUAACUAGAUCUCAUCAAUCUAAUCAAUUACAUCAACAAUUACAACAACAAGUUCCUUACCCUGUAAAUUCAACAAUCGCCUCACCAAACGAUAGUACUACAACAACACCAACAGAAUCAAUUGAAAAUUCACCACAAAUUAUCCAAAAUUAUAUGAUGGAUACAACAAAUUUAGAAAAUAUAAAUCCCUUCGAAACAACUUUGCAAAAUUCAAAUUCAAAUUAUCAAAUUUUGGAUUCUUCAUCAUCAAAUAAAUCAUCAGACACAUCAAUAACUUCACCUACUCAACCAAAACAAUAUUUUGAUCAAUCAAUAACACCAUCUUCAUCAAAUGCUCCAGCUGUAGGCUCAACAAGUGCAAGAUCAUCAUAUUCAAGAACUCCAACUACAAGUUCGAGAAUACCUUCAUCAACUUUUAUCGGACAAUCGCCACCAAUUUACUAUAACUCCCAAUCACCUAACUUCCAACAAUCUCAACAGCCAACACCACCACCUCCACCACCACAUCAACCACAAUUACAACAUACCAAAACAGAUGUUUCACUUUAUUCCAACAUUUCAUCAAUGAAAAAUUACAAUCCAACAAGUGGAUCACAACGUACUUAUCAUCGUACAUCAAGUUCAAUGGGCUCCAUCAGAAGUUCAAAUUCAUACCGAAACGUCAACUUAGCCACACUCAAAAAAACAUUAAGUUUAAAACCAGGAGAAGGUGAAAGAUCCAAUUACGUAUUAACAAUAAGAAGAAAUGCAGGUACUGCGUUUAAUGAGUCAGGUCCAUCAAAAUGGAAAUUACCAGUGGGGAUAUUACCAAUUGAUAAAACAGCAAUGAAAGAUAAUUCCAAUGGUAAAUAUAAGAGAUUAGCAGGUAAUUCAAAUAAUUCAAAUUACAGAAAAAAGACAAGUGGAGUAGAAUUAAAACAUGGACAUUUAAAACCAAGAUUAUUAGCUGCUGAAAUAGAUGAAGGUGAUGAUUAUUCAACUAGUAUAUCUAUUUCAAAACCACCAACUACAAAUGCUUCUUCCUCAUCGACCACUUUAAAAAAUGUCAAUUCAGGUAGUCAAUCAAUCAACAAAUCAACAUCAAGAGAAAACUCCCUUAAGAGAACAACAACAGAUGGGUCUUUAUUAACAGGAGAUACUCAAUCAUUAGCAAGUACAAAUACUGAUAGUACCAAAAAUCACAGAAAUAGUAGUAUCAAGAGAAGUGAUUCUGUUGCUUCUAGUGAAAGUUCAGGUAGUAUUUCUGAAAAGAUCACUACAGGUUAUUAUCAACAUCGUGGUUAUAAAUACGGAGACGUGGAUGAUUAUGAAUAUACUGAUACUCAUCCAGAAAAUGAUGAUGAAGAAGAUGAUAUCACUGAAAAAAGUGAUAAUGGUACAGAUGAUUUAAUGAUUAAUAAUAACACCAAUAAUAAUGUUAGUAAUACUAAUGGAUAUGUUAAUGGUUUUGGAUCUAAUGGAUUUAUUAAUGAAGCUGAAGUUGAUGAAAGACCAAAAUUAGUAUUAGCCAAUCCUGAUUAUAGUUCUGAUAGUGAUUAA